Diprion similis is the source of this 2586-nucleotide messenger RNA. Its product is annotated as neo-calmodulin-like. Gene Ontology annotation, molecular function: calcium ion binding. The record is from RefSeq and is a predicted model, not a curated record. The transcript is spliced from 6 exons. Gene Ontology annotation, cellular component: myosin II complex. Lineage: Eukaryota; Metazoa; Arthropoda; Insecta; Hymenoptera; Diprionidae. Bases 848 to 1402 code for a protein of 184 amino acids.
AUCGGCCGCGAGCUUCGCCUCAGUUCGGGGAUCGAGGACACAAAGGUCUCGGCCUAGUCAGCCAAUCCAAGAGCAGCUGACAGUUAAAAACAGCCGGCAGCCUACUUAGUGACGGAGAUUUCUAUAUCGUUCUUAAAGUUUCUUUUAAAAUACCACGUUACAUUAUCCACGGGUGGUCGAGUUUUCAGUUGACGAGAGCGUUAACGUCUCGAGCGCGUUCUAAGACUUCCGGUGCACUUGAUACUACUGUAAAAAUUCCUCGUGGAAGAAGGCAUAUUGAUCAAAUAAAAAAGAAAGAAAGAAACUUAUUGAAGAUACAAAAAACUUUUACACUUGCUUCGACUUCGUUCGGGCGGAUUCCACAAAUGAUGUGAAAUAUGUAAAGCUCGUUUCGAGUGACGUGCAAGAGUUGAAAGUUCGCUAAUUGGAUCUGAAAAUACAACAAGUGCGUCGAAUAUCUUUGAUUAAGAUAGAGUUGAAGUUUUCUCGUUAACAUUUUUUUUUUAAAUUUAUGUUACGCUGAAAGGUUGAAAAAAUAUUUGAUCAGUUGAACUUUAUUCUAGACAAAACAACGCCGUACGGUGGCCAAGUUUAUUUGAUAUAUAUUGUUAUUCGCCCGAUCCCACCCGAGGCAAGUUACAACAAUAAACGAUUGCUAAAAUAUAACUGUAGAGCGUAUGUGACACAAGUUACACGAUUAGAUGAUGUUUCAUACAGCAGUUGCGAAACUUUGUGGACACUUUGCCUGUGAGGUAUAUAGGCAAUUGUAAAGAUUGAAAUAAAAUUCACUCUGUGUUUGAUCGUUGGCAUUAAAUCACGGAAGUUAUAGUGAACAACGUAAAGAAUUAUGGCGGAAGCUGCCACCCGCUCGGAACGGAAGUACACCCACGAAUACGGAAGGCUGAGGCGUUUGACGAGCAAAAUUGACGGUCAAAUACGACAAAUCAGUUCAGAAUAUGGGCUCACCGAGGACCAAGUUGCAGAAUUCAAAGAAGCGUUCAUGCUUUUCGACAAGGACGAGGAUGGCACAAUUACAAUGGCUGAACUCGGUGUCGUUAUGCGUUCUCUUGGACAGAGGCCGACGGAAACGGAACUCCGGGACAUGGUGAACGAGGUGGAUCAGGACGGUAAUGGAACCAUCGAAUUCAACGAGUUUCUGCAAAUGAUGUCGAAAAAAAUGAAGGGAGCCGACGGUGAGGACGAAUUGCGCGAGGCGUUCAGGGUAUUCGAUAAGAACAACGACGGGCUCAUUUCGUCGAUGGAAUUACGACACGUGAUGACGAAUCUUGGGGAAAAAUUGUCGGAAGAAGAGGUCGACGAUAUGAUUAAGGAAGCUGACCUCGACGGCGACGGAAUGGUGAACUACGAAGAAUUCGUGACAAUUCUGACUUCCAAGAAUUAGUUUGGGAAAAUCGGAAGGAGACCAAAAUACGACCGGCUAGAAGACUGCGGUGGGGAGAAUAAGGAUCAGGACAACGGCAUUGGAAAGCGGAUCACAAGAAAGUUAGCUUACAGGAGUGAAUUUGGUUCUGGAUAUGAAAUUGGCGGUUUGAGAAUCACAUGACACCGGCGAAAAUUUGCAUCGAUAUGUUACAAUGAAAAGGACUCCAAUAUUACGACACGUUACGUUCCUGUUUAGAAUACCUAAAUUAUCAACACGUUCAAUUAUACGGUAUUUAUAUUAUUACUAUACGUCACGAUAUAUCGCAGCUAAUUUUUGCGGGCCUAAUCUGAGCAUUCAUUCUAAAAUCUCAUCAAGUUUUACAUUAAUAUUUUCGCUACGGGUUGAGUAUACAGAGAUGAAAAACCUAAAUGAUCAGUAAUGGUAUGCAAGAGAUGGUUAAUCAUUUUUCCCAUAAGUAUUUUCAACAACAACGUGAAGUAUACCGCAUGCUUGAGACCUGAAAAGUGAGAGAGCAAAAUCAGACGAGAAAAGAAAUGUCCCUUAAUUGAAGAAACUUGAUUUGCUGGAAAAUUAUCAGUUUUUAAAGGUGUUCAAGUCGCCUUGGGAGAGACCGAAAGUUCCAAAUCGAAUAUCGGUAAUUUCGCAUACAUGCAUAUAGCAUCAGGCAAUUAGGAGCGUCUGUCUCAUCCAUAAUAUAUAUAAUAUAUAUGUAUAACGGACGUCUGCGAUUGAAUUCCUGCACGGCAAUUAUACUGAAGAAUUGAUCAAUUUUAUGUUAUACUAAUAACACGCUAUAUAGUUAAUCUAAUUUUAUGAAUAUUAUACAUAUAGCGAAAUCCGAAGCGCGUAUAAUGAUGCAGGAAAAAGUGUUGAAAUAAUAAUAAAUUGUAUAAUUAAGCUUAUAUCAUAUACCGUAUAAUUUUCGAUAUACUUAUCGUAAGAUUUGUAAGCUAUAUAGUUGAUAUAGUAUAUAUUAUAUAAUAUUGAAAACAAGGUUGCUCCUAAAACAAUCAACUGAGCUUCGGUUAGCGUACCAAAUACCCUAUAUAAUGCUAUAUCGUUACGUGAUUAACAUUUACAAUUAUUCAAACCGCACGUUCAAUACCUUCUACGCCUAAUUAUCAUUACUAUCAUUACAAUUAUUGACAUAAGUACGUUGAUUGCAACUGUAGCGAUUUUCC